AUGGCUACGACCAACAACAUAUCCUCAAUAGAUAUCCACAAUUUAUCGUUCAUCAAAUCAAAUAAAAAUGAACCACUCCUAGUAUUGAAUAAUUAUGUUUAUAAACGUAACAAAACAACGGCAAAAAGAAAGUAUUGGGUAUGUGUUAUUCGAGGUUGUCAAGUGUACGUUCACACUACGUUAAGCAAUGAAUACGCUGGUGGUGGUACAGAUCUUCAUUCUCAUGCGCCUAAUCCUGAACUGGUCCAAGUGAAGAAGGUCCGUCAAAAGAUGAAGGAACGUGCUCUCAACGAAGUGACACUGAUUGGAAUGAUUUAUGAAGAAGAGAUCGCAAAAUCGAGUAUGACUCGAUCUGCUUUGGCUAUCUUCCCAACUAACAGUGAAAUUUAUCAAGGUGUUGCUAAAGCUCGUCGCAAAGCAGCACCAGAAUUACCACAAUCCUGCUUUUUUACUAUUCCUGAUAUUUAUAAAUCUACAAUCGAUGGGAAACGAUUUUUAUUGUAUGAUGGAUCGCCAAUCAGGCGUGAACGUAUUUUACUUUUUGGAAAUGAUGAUCAACUCGACUUACUAUUCGAUUCACAUACAGUAUUUAUGGACGGCACGUUCAGUAAAGCUCCACAUAAUUUCUGCCAAAUCUAUAUUAUUCAUGCAGUUAACUUUGACAUAUGUUUGACAUGUGUUUAUGGCCUAUUAAUGAUCAAAAAGUCGAUCGUGUACAAACAGAUAUUUGUCGAACUGAAACAAAUCGCAUCUCAACGUGGUAAAUCUUUCUCACCUGCAUCGAUAAUAACAGAUUUUGAACCCGCUGUACUUCCUGUAUUGAAAUCAUAA
Adineta ricciae is the source of this 831-nucleotide messenger RNA. Lineage: Eukaryota; Metazoa; Rotifera; Eurotatoria; Adinetida; Adinetidae. The record is from the annotation of a GenBank genome assembly.